Photinus pyralis (common eastern firefly) is the source of this 1946-nucleotide messenger RNA. RefSeq names its product probable actin-related protein 2/3 complex subunit 2 (gene Arpc2). NCBI's taxonomy places the organism in Eukaryota, Metazoa, Arthropoda, Insecta, Coleoptera, Lampyridae. Gene Ontology annotation, cellular component: Arp2/3 protein complex; actin cytoskeleton. Gene Ontology annotation, biological process: Arp2/3 complex-mediated actin nucleation; actin filament polymerization. Gene Ontology annotation, molecular function: structural constituent of cytoskeleton; actin filament binding. The coding region runs from base 891 to 1796 and encodes 301 amino acids. The record is from RefSeq and is a predicted model, not a curated record. The transcript is spliced from 4 exons.
AAUAUACUUUCCUACAUUACUAACAGCUUUCUGCCAGCAGCUGUGCGCAAUUUACUCGGCGGGAUUUUUCUUUGUUAUUUACAUACUUACUUAACGGGCAAAUUAAUGUCCUGGUUUGGACAAGACAGGUUGAGAGUUUCCGAACCCUUGCUUAGGGGUGCACUCAACGGUACAAAUCCGUCUUGAUUUUCAGCCACCUGAAGAGCUCAAGCGCGUGCUCUGCCGACCACUUCUUGUGGACGAAAGGGUCAUCUUCAAUCGGUUUGGGUAGUGGCAACGAUAGUAACUCUGCGCGGCGGGCGGCUUUCCGUUGAAAGGGAAUGCGUGAAGCGAGUGAAUGGCCCAUCCCGAAGGAUGUGAUUAUCCCGAAAAACUCUCAGCACACCCCGAUGAUGACAGUUUUCUUUUACCAUGCUCUCUAUUUCUUGGGGAACAGCGAAUUUAGCAGAAAAAGCACCAGAACUGUUAAAUUUUAGAGGCAAGACUAUAGCUUUUGCUAGAAAUUUUAGUGUUCAGCUUAAUUAUAUUUCAUUGGCGUGCAUAUAUCGUAAUGUGACGUGUUUCAGUGUUUGUGCACGCCAAUGGUAAAUGUUAACCUAGUUUUGGAACAAAAAUUGUAAUUGAGAAUUUUGGGUUAAUGCCAUUGCUAUAUGAGUGUAAAGGUACAAUUACAAUUUGUACUUCCUUUCUAUUGCAGUUAGGGAGCAAUAGAAUAAUUGGGUGUGAACGUUUUUGAUAUGAAAUUUCAAAAAUGAGUUCAUCGUAGUCGGUAAAACAGUUACCUUCCCGGUCGGUGCACAAUGAACACCUCCCCAUGAGUCGUGCACCGCAACGAUCUCAAAAUUAGUAUUAAAUUUCAAUUAAAAAAACAACUAUAGUAAUAUUAAAUAAUGAUUUUAUUAGAAAUAAAUAAUAGGGUAGUCGAGGAAACUUUAACGGUUAAGAUAAAAAACGCACAAGCUGGGGUAAAAAAUGAGUAUAUCGAUAUUACCAUUGCGGAUUUUGAUGGAGUAUUAUACCACAUUUCAAAUCUUAACUCGGAUAAAACAAAAGUGAGGAUAAGUAUUUCGUUAAAGUUUUACAAGGAACUGCAAGAGCACGGUGCCGAUGAGCUGCUGAAACGAGUAUACGGACCGCUACUUAUCUCACCGGAGGACGGUUACAAUGUGUCUGUGCUAAUGGAUCUAGAGAACAUUCCAAACGAUUGGCCGUCAUUAGUCAAGAAGAUCGGACUGUUGAAAAGGAACUGUUUUGCGUCUGUCUUUGAGAAGUAUUUUGAUUUUCAAGAGCGGGGCGACGAGGGUCAGUCGAGGGCAGUUAUUCAUUACAGAACAGAUGAGACUUUGUACGUCGAAGCCAAAGCCGAUCGUGUGACGGUCGUAUUUUCGACACGGUUUCGUGAUGAGGACGACGUGGUCAUCGGGAAGGUGUUCAUGCAGGAGCUAAAGGAGGGGCUGAGGGCGUCGCAUACCGCUCCUCCCGUGCUGUUCAGUCAUCGAGAGCCCCCAUUAGAGUUGCAGAAUACGGACGCGGUGGUGGACAAUAAAGUUGGUUACGUUACGUUUGUGCUCUUUCCGAGGCAUACUGCUAGAAAUACGCGCGACAACACCAUUAAUUUGAUACACAUGUUUAGACAUUAUUUGCAUUACCAUAUUAAAUGUUCCAAGGCGUACAUUCACAGUCGGAUGAGGGCCAAAACUUCCGAGUUCCUUAAGGUGCUGAAUCGUGCACGGCCCGAGAAUAAAUCCAGUGAUAAAAAGACGAUUACUGGGAGAACGUUCAUUCGAAGAGAUUGAUGAGUAGGUGCCAGCUCAAAGUCUAAUUAACAAUGUUAAUUACCGAAGUUCAAAGUAAGCCUGUGUGCAUUUGACCAUUGUACUGUUUUAAUUACUUUUUAUAUUGUUUUAUCAUGUAUCGAAUGUUAACUAAUAUACGAUUUUAAUUCA